Molecule: messenger RNA, 460 nt
Organism: Corticium candelabrum
Lineage: Eukaryota; Metazoa; Porifera; Homoscleromorpha; Homosclerophorida; Plakinidae
Exons: 1
Coding region: 8-382 (124 amino acids)
Source: RefSeq, a predicted model, not a curated record
UUGCAUCAUGACUGCUCCACGGGUUGAUCUCGCCGCCUCUUCCAGCUCUCUACCGUUUUCUAUCGAGAAUAUUUUGCGACAGAAUCAUGAGAGUCGGACGCCGGUCGGUUGCUCGACGUCCGCAUUUCGUCCGGUCGGCAAGAACGGAUUUCGACCGGUUCUGGAGCGAAUCGCGUCGCCGCUCUGCGUCGAGCGAUUCGAAUUGGACGGUAGGUGUGCUGUUGUCGUCAUGUGCGGGUGUGUAGACGUGAAGCAUAGCAUACCGUUUCGUCAAUCGCAAAUCGGUCAUUUAAGAGUGACACUUAUUGUCUAUAAUAGAUGCUCCAAACGAGCGCUCUCUCACCAACAGCUCGCACCACCACUCGGACAAGUGGCUAGAUGAGAGAUAUCCUCAUAUACUAUCCGGAAAACGCCUCAAGUCGAGGUUCACUGAGCAUCAAGUGACUGUGCUUGAGCAUGU